UAUCAGAGUUUCUCUCACAUCCCCUGAAGUUCAUGAUCUCAAUCAGAACUUUUUUCACAAUCUUUCGAGUUUGAAUCACUUGUGUCACCUGAAAUUUUCAAUUAACAAUCACGAAUGAUCUUAAUCAACAAAAAUUAACGGAACAAUUUAAUGGGAAUCCCAUUAGUGGGAUGGAGCAAAGUAACAAUAGUAUAUAAAGGGUUAAGAAGGUGGGAGAUGAUGAAGAGGGAGCGAGAGGCAAAUUUGGCAGGAAAAGAGAGAGAUAGAGAGAAAGAGAGAGAGAGAAAGGAUGAUGAUGAUGAUAAGAAAGAGAAGAUAAAUUCACCUUGAGACAAAACAAUAAAAAUGUGAAUAUGGUUUCGCUUUUGUUUUUAGUUGAAAACAUUUUCUCUAAUUGUAAUUGUUACUUUACUAACUCGAUUGUAUCUAAAUUGUAGUUCAAUCCUCUCCUUGGACAAUUAAAGUUGAUUGUUGUAAAUCAACACACUAGUGUUAGUUAGUAUUAGUUGAAUUAAUUUUGUUAUUUUUUUUUCUCUAACUGUUGAUUGUUGAUCAAUUUCUUUCAGCUGGACAAGGUUAAAUAUCUUUUUGUGCUUCAGCAAAUCGCAAUGUUUGUGUUUAUAAUUUUGUCACCAAAUUACAAUUAAUGUUGUUUAUAAAAUCAUUUGACGUGUAUAAUUAACAUCAACAAUUUAAUCCAAUUGAAAACGGGAAAUCAACUAAAUUCAAUUGAUUAACAUGAUUUACUUGUGACUUAGAACAGUUGAUUUCUUUUUUUAAGUAAUAUCCACUUUAAGACAUCAAGUGUAAAUCAGUGUCAUUAAUUGUUUGUUUAAUAGUCAAUCUAUUUAUCCAGCAGUAAAAUAUUUUGUUAAAUUGUGAUACCAAAAUUAUGUUGAUGAUUUAAAAUUGAUUUGCCAUCAUGUUAAUUAACAAGGAGUUCAAUUGGUGAAGCAUUUUACUUGGGAAAUGUUUAGCUGAUUUCAAAUUAAAUUGACGUUCGUUGUUUUCCUUUAAUUUUCUUGUUAAUUGUUGUCUCUUGAAAUAUGAUCACUCUCCGAGAUUUUCUUAAUCAUUGGAUCAGCUUUUUUAUCAUCAUAUUGUCCAUUUUAACCAUCACCAACUCAAUUGGCAAUGAAUCGUUUAUAUUACCACCCAAAUCAUCAUCUUCGCCAUCAUCAACAAUUACAUCAUCUUUAGACGAUGAGUUCGAUGAGUCUAUAGCAGAACCGAUUCUACCACAUACAAGCCCCGCUGAUUUCUAUCCUGGAAAUUUAACCGCUGAGGAAAAUAAACAUCACCCUGUAAUUGAUGAUGAAUUUGUUCCAAAUUCGUUGAAUUUUGGUGGCAAAACGUACACUCGAUUCGGUGGUGCAUCAGUCCAUGAGAAGAUCAAUGUACUCACAGCGGGUAAAAAAGGUCCUCUUCUUAUGGAGGAUAUAACAUUCUUUGAAGAGUUGAAUCAUUUUACUCGUGAACGAAUACCAGAAAGAGUUGUCCAUGCAAAGGGCGCCGGUGCUUUCGGCUAUUUUGAGGCCACUAAUCCUCAUGUUACCGCAUUCACUCAAGCCUCUUUCCUAUCCAAACCCGGUAAACGUACCAAGGUAGCGGUCAGAUUUUCAACUGUUGCCGGAAGUAAAGGUUCAGCGGAUACUGUUCGUGACCCUCGAGGAUUCGCGGUUAAACUUUAUACCGAUGAGGGAAAUUUUGAUCUAAUGAUGUUAAACUUUCCAGUCUUUUUCGUUCGAGAUCCAUUGCGAUUUCUUAAUUUCAUUCAUAGUCAAAAGAAAGAUCCACAAUCAAAUUUAAUCAACUACGAUUACUUUUGGGAUUAUAUUUCACUUUUACCUGAAACAUUACAUGCAACCUCUUACCUAUUCACUGAUCUUGGUACUCCGGAUGGAUAUCGACAUAUACAUGGGUUCAGUUUGAAUACCUUUAAAUUAGUUAACCAAUAUGAUAAAGUUGUUUUCGGUAGAUGGCAUGUGCUCACUAAUCAGGGAAUCCACAAUUUAACCAUUGACGUUGCAACCAAAUUAGCAGGUUCCAAUCCAGAUUAUGCUCGAGAAGAUUUAUUCAAGGCUAUUCAUUCAGGUAAUUAUCCUUCAUGGAGAGUGUGUAUCCAAGUGAUGACCCAAAAACAAGCUCAUAAAUGGAAACACAGUCCAUUUGAUCCAACAAAGUUGUGGCCUUUGAAACACUUUCCUCUCAUAGAAGCUGGUAAAUUGGUAUUAACACAUAAUCCGAAAAAUUUUUUCGCCGAUAUUGAACAAUUAGCCUUCAAUCCAGCCAAUUUAGUUCCAGGAAUUGAACCAUCAACGGAAAAGGUACUUCAGGGUAGAUUGGUAGCCUAUCAAGAGGCUCAAAGUUACAGACUUGGAACCAAUUUCUUUAAGAUUCCUGUUAAUCAACCGGCCACCGAUUCUACUUAUCCCAAUAUCCGUGAUGGUGCUUAUUGUUUUGAUGAAAAUGGUGGAAAAGGGCCAAGUUAUUACCCGAAUUCAUUUGAUUUUAAAAAGGAAGAUGAUUCGGAAAAACCAAGUAAAUGGAAACUUCCUUCCUAUGUUGAAGUUAAAAGAUAUGAUUCAACUCACGAUGAUAAUUAUUCUCAGGUUGCCAAAUUUUGGGAAGCAUUGGCCCCGAAAGAUAGAGAUCAUUUAAUCUACAAUUUGAGUACUCAUUUGAAAAGAGCAAAGAAAUUCAUUCAAGAACGUUUUCUCCAUCAUGUUCGUUUGGCUCAUCCCGAAUAUGGACACAGGUUAAAGGAAGCACUCGAAUUUUUCGCCGACCAUUAAAUACGAACCAAU
Messenger RNA from Panonychus citri (citrus red mite), 2807 nucleotides. Its product is annotated as catalase-like. Gene Ontology annotation, cellular component: mitochondrion; cytoplasm; peroxisome. The record is from RefSeq and is a predicted model, not a curated record. The transcript has 5 exons. Gene Ontology annotation, biological process: hydrogen peroxide catabolic process; response to hydrogen peroxide. NCBI's taxonomy places the organism in Eukaryota, Metazoa, Arthropoda, Arachnida, Trombidiformes, Tetranychidae. Gene Ontology annotation, molecular function: catalase activity; heme binding. The coding region runs from base 1047 to 2795 and encodes 582 amino acids.